Molecule: messenger RNA, 3529 nt
Organism: Nilaparvata lugens (brown planthopper)
Lineage: Eukaryota; Metazoa; Arthropoda; Insecta; Hemiptera; Delphacidae
Gene: orion
Exons: 10
Coding region: 1358-3313 (651 amino acids)
Source: RefSeq, a predicted model, not a curated record
AAAUCAGCUGGUAUUUCUAACCAGUGUCAUUUAUCAUACAACAGUGCAUUAGAGAUCGUUGCUGCAAUUUUUCUAGUGAAGUAUUGUUAGAUCCUCCUCUAAACCUACGAUUUAUAAUUGUUAAACCUCGUUUAAUGAAGCUUUGAAUCAUCAUUCAAGAUACUACAGUGUUAUUUAACAGUGUUUUGUGAGACGACAUUAUUUAAUUAAAUAUAUUUCUAGAUAUAUUUGUCAUUUUUAAAUUUUAUCUAUAAUAAUCAUCUUUGAAGAUUCUACGGAGUUUUUAAACAGUGUUGAGUGAGAUGACAUUAUUUAAUUAGAUAUAUACUUUUAGAUUUAAUUAUAAUCUUUAUAUUCAUCUAUAAUAAUCAACUUUCAAGAUUCUACGGAGUUAUUAAACAGUGUUAUGUAGUGAAGUGGCAGUGAAAUAUUAACAAUAUCUAGUUUUCACAUGAUGUUUCAAGCAAUGAGAAGUAAUUAUACAAGUGAACAUUCUAAAAUAUAGUGAAGAAGUUAUAUACAUUAUGGACAUCAUUUCCUAAAUCUUUCAAAAAACUUUCAAUCACCUAUGACAGAUCACCAUUUUUGUUGAAUUCUACCAAAUUGAUGAACUCACAACAUACCCGAUUCUUUGAACAUGUUUAGCCAAACUGGAAGAUGAUUUUUUAUAGAAUUUGAGUAUAUUCUCAACAAACCCAUCAGAUUGUGUGAAUCAACUUCAAUAUUUUUUGGAUUUCCUUCAAGAAGCUUCAGAACUGCUUCAGUGUUCAUUUGAGUUAUCAAAAUCAUUGGAUCUAGUGCUUCAACAUCAGAACAUCUUCAAAAGCAUUGAAAUCAGCUACAACAUUCUUCAGAACUACUCCAAGAUCUUUUCAUCAGAUGCAAAACACUUCAGAACUGUUUCAAAGACUGAAGUUACUACAAAGUUCAUAGGAUCUACUUCAACAUCCAUCAAAACAUCUCCUAAAUCAUUGAAUCAGCUGGAAAAUUCUUCAGAGCUGCUCCAAAGUCUGAACCUACUUCAUCAUUUAUCAAAUUCACUACAUCUGAGGUUACAACAGAGUUCAUUGGAUCUACUUCAACAUCCAUCAAAACAUCUCCUAAAUCAUUGAAUCAGCGAAAAAAAUCUUCAAAAUUGCUAAAAGAUCUGAGGUAGACCAUUGGAUAUACCGCGACAUACAUCAGAACAUCUCCAAAAUCAUUGCAUCAACUACAAAACACUUCAGAACUGCUCCAAAGUCUGAAGUUACCACAAAGUUCAUAGGAUCUACUUCAACAUCCUUCAGAACAUCUCGAAAAUCAUUGCAUCAGCUACAAAGAACUUCAGAACCCACUCCACCUUCUGCAAACCCACACCAUGUCCAGACUUGCGACAACUCUUGGCAAACCCCAACUGUCCCUGGCCUUCCUGCUACUGCUGCUACCCUGGACAUCACUGGCCCAGACCCAGGACUUCUCCGAUGUCGACCAAGUGCGUCAGAUGGUCAUCCAGAGGAUCAACCGCUUGUGGCGAAAGCUGAGUCACCAGGAAUGGGAAAAACUGGCCGAGUCACGAGGUGGCAAAGAUGUGCGUCUCCUAGAGGAAUUCGCCAGAAUAUCAGACACCAUGAGUGAGGUGACCAUCACACCUGUGCCAAAGCUGUUGUUGGCCCCCAUAUGGACCUAUGCCAUCAUCCAGGUGGAGACCAUGGGGAUCCUGGGUCUGUACAAGCACUUCAGGACCUACCAGAAGAACCCAGCCCAGGAGAAGAUGCCCAGAAAAUGGCAGGAUUUUGCUGAGAAUGUUGUGGAGGACACCUUGGAUACUGCAUCUGUCACAAAGGCUAUGGACAAAAUGGCGCAGCUGAUUGUCAAUGAAGACACCAAAGCCAAUAUACUUGAUGAGAUACGCCAGGAGGUGGAUGCCAACAUCUGCAACAUCCAGCAGUCCCCUCAACAGAUCCUCUACAACAUCUAUGUAUCACUACAGAUGACACAACUCAAAGGCUACACAAUGAUGCAAUUCUCCUGGAUGCUAUUGCGUCUUUACAACAGAGGCAACUUCACUUUGGAAGCUGAGACAAGUCGCAACAAGUAUGUUCAACAAAUGAAGCAACAAGUGCAAAUAGCCAAGGAGACGAUUGCCGACGCUAGCACAGCCAUGUGGAGAUGUGACGCCCGAAAACAAGUCGAAGAUGAGACCUACACCAAGCUGACUAGACUGUUACAGGGCUACAUAGUCAACGAAGUCAACCUAAAUCGUCAGAAGUCUUGUGGUGAAAGCUGCGGAUAUUACUCUCAUACCGAACAGUACAGCUGCUACGAAGGAGGGUUCUGCCACCAACAGUUGAAGUGCGAGGGAAAGAUCACCGACUGCACUUUUGUCGACUCUGACAUGGAGAUUUGCUCGACGGAAAUCAGAUCUCACCGUCGCUACAACUGGAUCAAAUACAAGAACGGCAAGCAGAUGGGUCAAGACCAGACCUGCACCAAUGUGAGGAAAGUGGACUCCUGGUGGAGAUAUCUGCUCUGGCACUGUAGCUACUGUUUCUGCCUUUGUGAUGAUGCCAGGUUCUCAGACCGUUACUUCAAUCUGAGACCUGCUAUUUCGGAUACUGGACUUAAUAGAGUGGUAACAGCCCUACGUUUCACCAAAUACAACCACGUGAUACAUUUGCAGAUACAAGAGGGAGAACUGCUACCCAAGGGACUGAUCAACGAAACAAGCGUACAUUGGGUACCACUUGAUGAUUACAGCGUUGGCAAAGCUGACUCAAGACCGGGAGUUGACUAUCAUAUGAUGUCUUGGGACGAAAGAGCUUUGGACUUAGAUGAUAUUGUGGCUCCUACUGGAUACGUUAUGACAGGAGUGAAAUUCCGCAAACUGGGCACCCAUUUGAACUUGGAGGUUCGGAUAACACCUUUCAACUUCACCACUGGUCACCUGAUCAAGCCUCAUAAGAAGAGCGAGUGGAUUAGCAAUGAUAAUACUGACGGAUCUGAGAAACCCAGACAACUGCUGACCAGCCUCGCCAGUAAGGACCUGGACAUUCCGACACGAGGGCCGUCCGAAAACAAACCUGACUCGCGCAACGACACCUUCCUACUUUUCACGCAUUCCAGCAUCGAUGCAGAUGUGGCCCAACACACUGUGCCGUUCUUCGACACCCAACAAGUCGCUCCGAACCCGGUCACACCUCUCGCGGGAGCCGGCCUCAUGCACAAGGGACUGCCCAAGUUUGGAGGUUAUGUGGCGCCCAAAGUGUUCACCUACAAUAUGGCCGAUCACCUCCAGAGCGAUUUCGGCGAUUUAGACAAGAACUCUAGUGUUUAGACUCAACGAAUAUUGAUAAUCUGUAGAACAAUUUCAGGAUUUGGAAAAGAACUUUAGUGUUUUGACUCGGCGAAUAUUGUUGAUUGAAUUACAUAAGAAAUAGAAGAACUCUAGCAUUUAGAUUCAACGAAUAGUGAUCAAGUUAUUCAUUACGUAAAUAUUGAAUGAACAACGGAAUAACAGAUUGAAAACUAAUUAAGAUUGAUUGGAUAAUGG